AGCAACAAUAGCAAUAAGGAACUGAAAACAGGCUUGCUGGCAGGAGCAACAAUAAUAAUAAAUGCGUUCCCUUUUCGUCUUCGGUCGUUUGAAUGCGAUCCGCGAUGCCAGAUCCAUUCAGUUCAGCGUAAACCGGCGACGCGCAAUGACGGCGACGAAUUCCAGUAAAUGUAGCACAUUGCCAGUUGUUGGCUCCAGGCGUUUGGUGGACCUGAGCCAGGAAGAAAGACAAUCGUUUCUAGCCUCGUUUGACUAUGUUCUAACCGAUUGUGACGGAGUGAUUUGGUCCCUUCAGGGUGAAAUUGAAGGCGUUGGAGCAGCCAUAAGCUUGCUGAAAAGCUAUGGGAAAAGUGUUUUCUAUGUGUCGAAUAAUAGCGUUCGAUCGUUGGACAAUUACAAGAAACAGAUUUUGCGACUAGGUCAGGAACCAGAUUUAAGAGAUUUGAACAAUCCAGCUACAAGUGUCAUAAAAUAUCUGAAAUCGAUCAAUUUUACCGGUUUGAUAUACGCUAUUGUUCCAGAGGAGUUUCUCAAGUUGCUUCGAGAGGCCGGAUAUGAAGUCCUUACCGGGCCAGCCGAGCCGAUGUCUGAGUCGUUUCACGUUAUCUUGCCGGCGACUCGUGAUAAGCAGCCAGUUAAGGCGGUGAUAAUUGACUCGGACGUCAACGUAAACAACCUGAAACUUAUGCGUGCCGAAGCAUAUCUGAAGCGUGAUCCAGAUUGUUUAUUCCUGGCCGGAGCGACCGAUUAUGAAAUUGCCGUUGGGAAUGCGUUCACGUUUAUUGGCCCCGGUUAUUAUGUUGAAAUACUAGAACGGGCCACAAGUAGAAAGGCCACCGUUCUGGGGAAACCGAGUCUGGAACUAGGGAAGCUGCUCACCGAUCGGUAUGGUAUCAAAGAUCCUCGAAGAGUUCUGUUCGUUGGAGAUAUGCUUUCGCAGGAUAUCGCCUUUGGGCGAGUCGCCGGAUUUCAGACUCUUCUGGUGCUGACGGGUGGCACUUCGAUGGACCAAUUACUCGCUCUCAAGGAAGGAGAUCAUAUUCCGGACUUUUACACCGACGGAUUUGCAGACCUAGGGAAAUUGGGGGUUCAAAACACACGCGUAUCGAACUUGUGAAUACGAAUUCGUUACACUAGUUUUAAAAUUUUAAGAAAAAAAAGCGUGAACUUCAUCAACUGGUUCAAAUUUUUAAUAUAAAAUCGGGAGCUGAAUCCGAAAAUAAAAUUAAAUAAAAUCUCAGAAGAACAGUUUUUGAGUUAUGCUCCAAAUAUGCAAUUUUGGAAAAAAUACGUAUAUUCAAAUAUCUCGGACU
Molecule: messenger RNA, 1313 nt
Organism: Uranotaenia lowii
Lineage: Eukaryota; Metazoa; Arthropoda; Insecta; Diptera; Culicidae
Exons: 4
Coding region: 62-1117 (351 amino acids)
Cellular component (GO): cytoplasm
Molecular function (GO): phosphatase activity
Source: RefSeq, a predicted model, not a curated record